Molecule: messenger RNA, 6968 nt
Organism: Catharus ustulatus (Swainson's thrush)
Lineage: Eukaryota; Metazoa; Chordata; Aves; Passeriformes; Turdidae
Gene: NSMF
Product: NMDA receptor synaptonuclear signaling and neuronal migration factor
Exons: 16
Coding region: 143-1750 (535 amino acids)
Biological process (GO): regulation of neuronal synaptic plasticity; positive regulation of neuron migration
Cellular component (GO): cytoplasm; nucleus
Source: RefSeq, a predicted model, not a curated record
AGUCAAUGGGGCGGCAGCGGCCGCGGCGGAGCGCAGCGCGGGCUGGGGCCGCGGGCCGGGGGCCGGCAUGGCGGGGCGCUGAGGCGGCGCGGCGGCGAGGGGCGGCGGCGCGCCCCGGCAUGGGCAGCCGCGGGGCCCGGCGAUGAGCGCUCCCCCGGCCGCGACCCCCCGCGCGAAUAUGGGCACAGCCGUGUCCAAAAGGAAGACGCUCAGGAACGAGGCCAUGUCGUCCGUGGCGGCCAAAGUGAGAGCGGCGAGGGCUUUUGGAGAAUACCUUUCACAAAACCAUCCUGAAGGCAGAAACGGCUCAGAUCACCUGCUAGCAGACUCCUACAUCGGGCAGGAGGACUCCCCUGAGAUGCAGCAGGUGGCCCAGAACAAGCGCAGGCUCUCGGUCAUCUCAGACGGCAAAUUCGAGAGGAGCUUCACCGAGGAGCAGGCGGAGAAGAUGCCGAGCGAGGGCCCCAAGCCACGAGUGUACACCAUCUCUGGUGAGAGGCCCAUGCUGUCAGAGCACGAGAAUGACAGCAUGGAGCUGGUGGUGAUGAAGGGGGCUGCCCACGAGGAGUGUCACCACGGCCACCACGCGCACGGUGCCGGCGGCUCGCACGGCGUCCGGCACUGCAAGGCCUGGCCGGGCGGCCGCCAGGGCUCCAAGGAGUGCCCCAACUGCACCAGGCUGGCUGCCCCUUCCCAGCAGUCCAUUGAGCUGGAGCAGCACCCACCUGGAGAGGCUGGGUGGCACAGGAAAAGGCUGGAGAGGAUGUACAGUGUGGAUCGAGUGUCUGAUGAUGUCCCCAUACGAACCUGGUUCCCAAAAGAGAACCUCUUCAGUUUUCACACUGCUACUACAACUAUGCAAGCCAUCUCGGCGUUCAGGGGCUACGCAGAGAGGAAGAGACGGAAACGAGAGAAUGAUUCCGCAGCUCUUAUCCAGAGGAAUUUUCGGAAGCACCUCCGCAUGGUGGGGAGCCGAAGGGUUAAAGCACAAACAUUUGCCGAACGGCGUGAGAGGAGCUUCAGCAGGUCCUGGAGUGACCCGACUCCCAUCAAAGCUGAUCCCUUCCAUGACUCUCGAGAAAGCCAUGACCUUCAGGAUUCCUGCGGGACUCUGGAUGGUGACUUUGACUUGAACUGGGAAGCAGAAAAGGAACUUGAAGCCAUGGCAUGUGAUGGAGAAGACUUCAUUCCACCAAAAAUAAUGCUCAUUUCUUCCAAGGUGCCCAAAGCAGAAUAUGUCCCAACAAUUAUCCGCAGGGACGAUCCCUCCAUCAUCCCCAUCCUCUAUGACCAUGAACACGCCACCUUUGAUGACAUCCUGGAGGAAAUAGAGAAGAAACUUAACAUUUAUCGGAAAGGCUGCAAAAUCUGGAAGAUGCUGAUAUUUUGCCAGGGAGGCCCCGGGCACUUGUACUUGUUAAAGAACAAAGUCGCCACUUUCGCCAAAGUGGAGAAGGAGGAAGAUCUGAUCCUCUUCUGGAAGAGGUUGAGCCGGCUGAUGAGUAAAGUCAAUCCUGAACCAAAUAUCAUCCACAUCAUGGGCUGCUAUGUUCUUGGAAACCCCAAUGGGGAGAAGCUAUUUCAGAAUCUGAAAAACUUAAUGAAUCCUUAUAGGGUUGCCUUUGAGUCUCCACUUGAACUAUCAGCUCAAGGUAAGCAAAUGAUUGAGACUUACUUUGACUUCCGCCUUUACCGCCUCUGGAAGACCCGCCAGCACUCCAAGCUAUUGGAUUACGAUGACAUUUUAUGAGCUGGAGAAGACUUUGCAAGAGGAAGCUCAUCACCAGUGUCCAAGAAGUCAUGCUUUAUUGCAGAGAGACUUUUUUAUUGGCACAGGGAGCCCUUCACAGCCCUACAGGAGGCAGCAGUGCUAAAGGGAGGGAAGGAGGAGCCCUCGGAAGUGUCGGGAGGAAAAGUGUCCUGGGCCAAGAGAGACUGGAGGGAAGGGGGUGACAGUGACACCUCGCUGGCCUCGGUCCGAGCCCUGGGGCCUCAGGAGGAGCUGUGUGAAACGAGGACAGGAUGGAGUUCCUGGCAGAACUGAGCUGUUUUGGGUCAGAAUGGGCCAGAUUUGAUUCCAGGUCCUUUUAAAGACUUUUGAAGCUCAGGUUUUCUUACAAAAAAACACAAACCCAGUUAACCCAUGCACUACAGUGAAGAAGUCACCAGAGCACAGAGGGAGCAGGGCGUUGUCCUGGUGGGACUUUCUGUGCUGGGAGUCCUGGAGAGCAAGGACUGCUACACCUACUCCUGCAAGCUUAGAGCAAGAUCAUCCCGUUUCCAUGUGAAUAUAUACUGGGAUAUAGAAUUGAAAUCUUCUUUUUUGUUUGUUUGUUUUGUUUAAUAGAAAAUAAGUGCAAUUUUUAUAGCGAGGGAGGGGUAAAAUCCCUCCUGAUAUUUAAUUAGUUAAAAAUAACACACCAUAACCAAUAGAUGAGGUAUUUUUGGUCUGCUUGAAAAUAUAUUCAGAAUGGUAAUAUAUCUUCUGUAGACAUAUUUAAUCACCAGCAAACAUGGUUUUAACAUAAGUUAGCAGACCCUGCAUGUCUGCUGCAUUGGUUUGGUUCCUUUAAGAGUAGCUGUGCUGCACUACCUGUAUGUGCUCACGAAUGUAUAGUUCUCCUCCAGUUAGCCACAACUUCAUUACUUUCUAUUUUGCUGCUUGCAAAACUAUGGAACUUUAGUUUUGCUGAAAUACUUUAGGUUAGAAACACGGGACCUGGCUGGGAAGCCUCGGUCAGGCUCGCUUUGGUAUAAAAAUGAAUUAGAAAUUAAUAGCCAUGGUAAUUAAUUGUUCAUGCCAGUGAUUUGCUGUGUGUUGGGAGAGGAGCUCUCUUCCUGUGUGGAGACCCCUCUGAGGGGGCUGAGCAUUGAGGCAUUUGGGAGAAAUGCUUCUGGAGGGACACAGCACAGGCUUGGAGCAUGAGUUUGACUCUUCUCUGUUCACUUGAUUGCCAGUUGUUUGUGCAUACCCCACCCCUUUUCCCCUGACCUGUUUCUUGGUCUGAGCUGCUCAGCCCCUUCCUGUGUAGGACAGAGAAAACCCCAAGCUCUGUCAGAGAGCCUGAGAGCCCAGGUCUGUGCUUGAUAUUUAAUGGUAUCUCUUGGAAUAUAUUUAUUUUUGUUUGGUUUGCUAAGGGGGUGCUUUUUCGAUUUUGGGGAUGGGGCUUAUUUCACAUUCUGCUGUCCUUUCAGAGGACAAAUAGUACUUAGAGUCUUUGUAGGUCACUGGCAAUUCUGGGAGGUUACACAAGUUAUUUCUUUUACAAGCAAAGGAAGUAACAGGGAAGGAUUACCUUAUUUUCCUGGUAUCUUGUUGAUUGUGAAGUGAAGGAAAAUACAUGUACAAAUCUUCUUUUAACUACUUACAAAGAGAACUUGGUGUUCUGAUCUGUAGAGUCCUCCUUCCCCUGUGCCAUACCUGUGGUUGUGAUUUUGGGGAGCAGGCCCUUGGCUAGAACUGCUGAACCCUUUACAUUUAGAGCAGUUUUAUAGCAAAACUUUUGAAAAAAUAAUGUACAUACAGUAAGGAGAGGAAUAGGUGGAGAGAGAUAGUUUAAAGUCACUGAAGGCCACACAGACAGGUGUGGGCUGUUGCCUCCCCCAGGCUGGGAGCUUUGGUAGCCACGUCUCAUCCCUGGACUCAGUCAGGUUUGCCAGACUUACAGGGAAGGGGAGAACAGGCACCAGUCUGUAGCUUUUGGAAGAAAAUGCUAGAAAUAAAAGAAAACCCCAGAUUUAUGCCAAUUACUGUUUAACAUUGGAGAUUCCACCAGCAGUGAGAGGUGGGAGCCAGAGGUGCAAUGAAAGCACAAAGUCAUGUUGUCUGGAGAAGGAAAUGGUUGUGGGAGGAUUAAAAUGCUGAUGCAAAACUCUCUCCCUUUCUGACCCUUUCACCUCCUAACUGGAGACAGGCAAACUGUUCUUCCUUUCUCAGAUCCCAAUUCAGUGAACUUGGUAGCAUGAAUGUAGCAUUGUGGAACUAUUGAAAAUCUUAUUUAACCCCCAAAGGGCCCAUUUAUGUAUCCACUUGAGUGAUUUCUCUGUAGAACUGUUGUAUAUCCUCACUGACCACUUGUAGUACUUGGGGUGCAAAGUAGAAGGUAGAUUGUACAGUAAUUUCUGUGUUGGAAUGGACUAUGGACUGUUCUCCUGAUGCAGUUUAUGGGAUAUGACAACUGAUGAAUGCAUUUCCCUCCAAAGAUCUAUAUUCCUCAUAGCUUGUGAUGUUUAUGACAUGAACAUAUUUUUUCCUUUGUAGCACUCAUUUGCCUAAAGAGAUGAAAUUCUCUCAGAGCUGUGACUGGAAUAGUGUUGUGAUGUUUGAUGUUGUGUGUGUGGCAGCGUCCUUGGAGUUAACCACUGGUGGCAGGAAAACUAUUUUUUAUUUCCCCUUUUCACUGGUGGGGUUUGUCAGGUGGCUGCUGGGAAAGGAGGGGCUCAGCAGAGGCAAAUACAAAGUGUAAUUAUUUAAACUUCACAAGUAAAACUAGAGCCUGGAACUUCCUCAGUCAGACCACCCUGUGAAGGAUGAGCCUAGCAUGGUCCCAGCCAGGACAACUCCAACACCCAUCAUAUUCCUCAGCCCUGUGCUCCUGCAGCAUCUCCUGGGAAUGCCAGGGCAGCCCUGAUGGACUCGGCUCCCUGUGCCCCUGCAGCAUCCCCAGAGGUGCUGGGGCUCCCUGCAGUGCCCUGCCCAGGGCAGCUGUGGCUGCUGGGCACACAGACUAUCUCUCAUUCCACUCCUACCUGUUCCUGCAGCCCUCACCACCCUGCUCUCGGGGUGUGUCUGAAACCAGUUCUGUCCUGUGCCGCCGGCUGUUCCGUGUGCCUGGGCUGGGUGAGCAAGGAGCAGCUCCAUCCCCACUGCCCUGUUCCACCAGGAGCUGCUGCUGCUCCUCUGUGCUCUGGAACUGCCUUUAGAGGGGCAGGAGAGUUCACUGGUUCACUUGAAGAGAAGCAGAUGAAACCCAGAUGGCUGAAUUGGGUGCCAGCCCUGGCUGUUCACCACUCAUGGGUGGGGGUCUGUGCUGGACGUGUUGGAUGUGACCCCCAGCCCUUGGGUCAGGCUGUUGUCACACCUGUUAACUGUGACAAAUGUGUGAUGGCUCGGGCUGGCAGUGUCACCUCCAGGAGAGGAGAGUGGCAGGAAGGCCUCAGCUGUCCCAGCCCUGCUUCUCAGCCUGGUUCACGAGCUGGGAGUGGCCCUGAGGAUGUUCUGUGGUGCCUGCAGGGAAUGUUCACUCAGCUGGAGAUGACUGGGGCAUCACAGCUUCUGUGGAUGUGGCACUUUCAGAGAGGCUUUUCUCUUCUUCUCUUGUUUGGCUAGGAAGAAAAGGGAAGAAGAAAAUUCAAGUUACACAUGAGAUGUAGAAAUAAGUAGAAACAGAUGAAGCUUUUUGCACCUCUGCUCAUGCUGCAGCCACCAGUUUCCCUUUGCAACUGACCUCCAGGCCUGGGGUGGGAAACACAAUUCCCAGAUAAUCCCUUCCUGUGUUAAAAAAACAAGCAGAAAAAUCCUUGUAGCUCCAGCAAAACAUCUGACUGCAGAAGGUACCCAGCCAGCUCAUCCUGCCUGUGUGAGGACUCUGCUGUGGGAUCCCACCUGCUCCCACCUCUGGAGCCACCAGAGCCAGUGGAAGGGCUCAACCUCUGUAUGGGAAAGUCCAGGAAGGAAUUUAUUCUUCAUUCCUCAGCCUGGACUUGCUGCCUGGAGCUCAGUACAGGGUUCCUGCUUCCAGUGGUGUGUCCAUGUGCUCCCAUGCCCUUGCCCCCAGGCUCUGUCCCCAGCUCUGGGGGUUGCUCCAUGUGCAGGGAAGUGGGAGGCUGGGAUGUGGUGUCCGGCUGCGUGAGCACCGCUCGGGAUCCUGGCACAGAUCCACCCCACAAACAGCUCCUGCUGCUCCUGCCUUGCUGACCUGUGCCUGGCAGUUCCUGUUCCCAGGCUCUGCUGGCAGGGCUGCUCUGCACCCUCAGCAGCACAAGUGGGGUUCGCUGAAAGAAUGGAAAAUGCUGGUUAUAAACAGCCAGCCUGGCAGGACUGGGAGCGUCUCCUUAAUCCCAGCCAGCCCCAUGCUUAAUCCCACUGGAGGUGGAAUGGCAGGCUUGCUCUCCUCUCUUGGUCUGAGUGUAAACAUUCAGCCCCUCACAAGCCAGCUGGAGUCACACUUGGUUAUUAGCAUUAAUGUCUGAGUUCAGGAUAAGUUAUGUUGCUUUAUGAAUGAGAAAAUCCUUCCAGGGCCCUUCCAGUUGGCACCUGCUCUCAGAACCCUCCACCAGGGAUGUGUUGGGCUGUGUUCACCUUCUUGGGGAACCAGGCCCCACUGCCCACUACCUGGGCUCAGCUCAGCUCAGGUCCAGCUGAGUUGCUCUGUGCUCUGGGUUUUGCUGUGCCAGUUCCUGGAGCUAGGGACAGCCCUUCCUGAGGAUCCCAGUGUCCUCCCAAGGGCUAUUGAGUGGUGAUACCAUUUUCCACGUCAUCUGUAAAGACUCUGUAAUUCUGUAUUUUGUACCACUGACCACAGCCUAUCCCCAGCUUUCUGCAUCUUCCAUGGAAGUGUUUUUUAAUUCUCAUUCUGGAAACACAAGCCAAAGUCAACUGGAAACUGUUACUGGCAAAUCAGCCUGUUAUUGAUGUCUGUGGGAGCUGAGGGAGUAAAUGGGUGGUUUAAUGGCCAUGACCCUGAUUGGGAUCAUUGUUAUUCCCAGGUGAUCCUGCUGUGUCAUUGGCACAGUUAAUGGUAGAUAACUUUGCUAGGGCAGUGCAUGAUCUAUCAAAGAGCACCAGGAACCAGCAGCAGCUUUGGUUCAGAAAUAACUUCAGCCCAAUUUACUGCCAGUGUGAGAAAUGUAAAGACUGAAAGGAAUAAACAUUGUGGAUGUUAAAUGUAAAGAAUCUGUCUGAAGAGAAACUACAUUGCUUUUUUCCAUAAAUGUUUAGUAAAUAUUAAAGAACUAAUGCAACCUAA